AUGCCCGCCGAAAACCCCCAUCACCCAAAAACCCGCCGGCGCAAACGCAUAAUCGUCGCAAUGACCGGCGCAACAGGCGCCAUCCUGGGCAUAAAAACCCUCAUCGCCCUCCGGCGGCUAAACAUCGAAACGCACCUCGUUAUGUCCAAAUGGGCCGAAGCAACAAUCAAAUACGAAACAGACUACCACCCAUCAAACGUGAAAGUCCUCGCUGACCACGUCCACAACAUCAACGACAUGGCCGCGCCCAUCUCAAGCGGCUCGUUCAAGACAGAUGGCAUGAUUGUUGUGCCGUGUAGUAUGAAGACCCUGGCCGGUGUUCAUUCUGGGUUCUGCGAUGAUCUUAUCUCAAGAACGGCGGAUGUUAUGCUUAAGGAAAGACGGAAGUUGGUACUUGUUGUGCGGGAGACACCGCUUAGUGAGAUUCAUUUGAGGAAUAUGCUGGAGAUUACGAGGGCUGGUGCGGUUAUCUUUCCGCCUGUUCCGGCGUACUAUAUUCGCGCUGCGGGCAUUGAGGAGUUGGUUGAUCAGAGUGUUGGGCGGAUGUUGGAUUUGUUUGAUUUGGAUACUGGGGAUUUUGAGAGGUGGGAGGGGUGGCAGGAGAAGUAG
This is a messenger RNA of Penicillium argentinense, 609 nucleotides long. Its product is annotated as UbiX family flavin prenyltransferase. Gene Ontology annotation, molecular function: carboxy-lyase activity. The transcript has a single exon. The coding region runs from base 1 to 609 and encodes 202 amino acids. The record is from RefSeq and is a predicted model, not a curated record. NCBI's taxonomy places the organism in Eukaryota, Fungi, Ascomycota, Eurotiomycetes, Eurotiales, Aspergillaceae.